Podarcis lilfordi (Lilford's wall lizard) is the source of this 16599-nucleotide messenger RNA. NCBI's taxonomy places the organism in Eukaryota, Metazoa, Chordata, Lepidosauria, Squamata, Lacertidae. The record is from the annotation of a GenBank genome assembly.
CAAUGCUAGCCAGGAGGAUUAAGAAGGAAAUUGCGCCAGGGCAAAUUAUCUCUGCCCUGCCUACAUAACAACGGCUAGACAUUGCAAUAUUAACGGCAUUUUCUCUCCCUUGCAAAUCUGACACAACUGAUCCCAAAACAGAACGCCAUAGCAGAAUCCAGACACAAUUUCAUCUUCGCUGAAAUUCAUUUCAUACGAAGUUUCCUAGAAAAGCCGGACUGGGGUGGGGUGAAAAGAUAAAUGUUAAGGGAGGACAUAUUUUCUGUAGAGUAAUAAUUACUGUAAGGGGAGUUACCACGAGCCCUGCAUUCGAACCCAUUACGAUUGUAGGUAUUAUUAUGGUUGUGCACCUCCUGAAGCUUCUUUUCGAAUGGAAAUAACUCCUGCGCCGGCCACCGGACCCCAAUUAUACUUUUGGCCUCCCGCAACUUAGCCGCUGAGUUUAGCCAAGCCAUUUACCUGUCAAUCACAGUUUUCUGCCGAUCAGAAGGAGCCGCGCAACGGCUCCGGGUCUCCUCCGCUCUCUCUUUUUGUCUGCUUCAAGUUCGAGCUCAACUCAAAACAAAGGAGACCCCGAAACAUGUGACCUCCCAGAGCCAAAACACAUGAUGUCACGGACGUGCAGGCCAAUGAGAGGCGGGCCGGCUGCAAACGUUCUUGGGAGAUGUAGUUCACGGUUUGCGAUGCAAUGCCGCGUUGCACCAGAGGGGCAGAGCUGAGCACUUUCUGCCUCUUGCCUUCAGUGCUAGGUCUGCAUUUGGUCUUGUGAAUUUGUUUUAGACUGCUUAGCUGGGAGACCAGGGUUCAAAUUCCCAGUCAUCCAUGAAGCUCACUUGGGUGGCCUUAGUCACUGUCUCAGCCUAAUCUGUCUCGCAAGGUUGUUGUGAGGAUAAAAGAAGGAGAACCAUGUACACCACAUUGAGAGACUUGAAGGAAAGGUAGGCAAGACAUGCAAAUAAAAUGGUAAACUGCCUGAGAUGCCAUGGCAGAAAGGGGGUAAACAAAUGUAUGAAUAACCCUGCACCCUGAAGCAGUUAGCUAGGAUGGAACCAGGCUGUAACACUUAGUCUUUCAAAAGAAAAAAUGUGAAAGAGAAGAAUAUGAACAAAUGGUCCAGGAGACAAAGCCUGUGUAUGCACCAUACAUUUAAAGCACAUGACUUACUCCAAAGAAUCCCAGGGACUGUAGUCUGCUAAGGGUGCUGGGAAUUAUAGCUCUGUGAGGGGUAAAUGACAGUUUCCAGGAUUCAUUAUUCAACAUUUCCAGAAAAACUUGCCCAAUUGAUUCAUAUAGGCAAUACCAAAUUGUGGCAGUUGUUACUAGUCAAGGUGUUAGUUUAUAUCACAAAUUAACCUUUGUGUGUGUGUGUGGUCCAUUUGAAUUAUGGAGAAUUUUAUAGCCAGUGCUACUAAUAAGAGUGGCUCCUCCAGAUGACUUGUUUAGAGAGCAUUUAUUCUUAUUUGCCUGCAUAAAAGCUUAUGCGGAGGUUAGACUGUGCUCAAUCUUUAUUAAUGCUUUGUUCUGAUUUGUUGGUGGGGUGGUUAUACGGCAAUGAACAUUCAUCCUGAUUUGCUUGUGGGUUGUCUAUGUGUCUUCCUGUUAAACAUUCAUUCAUUCAUUCCAUGCAUGUACUUCCCUGUCACUUUCCUAACCACAAAGUGGCUUUGUUGCACAUUUUAAUUGCACAAACCUAAUUUUUUGGUAUGCGCUUCAGUCCUUCCCACAAAAUAUUGACAGUUUGGAGGGGACCUUUGUCAGUCCUGUUUACCAAAGGUGUGGCUUGAUAGUCCUGUGACAAAAUGCCAUCUAAAGUUACUCCUAAAACAGCAAGUGAAAUACAAGGGACAAAGCGUUGGUGGGCUCUAGGGUAAAUAUAAUUUUAAAAAUGGAAACAAAAGAAGCAUAUGGAUUAAGUCUCUUGAAAUAUAAUCAAGGGCAGCUUUAUCCCUAUGACAAGAGACUACUGCAUGGUGACUGUACUGUAUUCAUGGUGGCUGCAAGUUAACAUUGUUUAUCAUGUUGAUCCUUCCAGUCAUGUGGAAAGUUUCUACACCUGUGCCAACUAUUCCUGGAUGUCAGACUGAAGCAUGGAAACUUUCUAUGCAAUUUUGAGAAUCUAUGUGAUAAACUGCAUUAGACUGUAAGGCCAGAGUGAAGAGAGUAAGUGUUAUCUCACAGAAGCCUCCAUUCCCAAGACAUCAUAAAGGUGACUCAGCCAUUGGAGUCACUCCAGCACAGAGCUUAGCAGAUCUGUUUUUUCCUGCUGCUGCUAAUCAAUAUAAUGCAUAUAAUGCUUGCCAUUAUGCUGUCUGUGAUAUGGCUGGCAUCUGAUCCAUGUCAUGCUUCUAAAGACCUAGCCCAGAUGGAUGGGGUAUAUUAUUAUUAUUAUUAUUAUUAUUAUUAUUAUUAAUGGAAAGUGGUCAGGUGAAAUUGUAUGCUUGUUGUAAUAACUGCUCACAUUUUGCAUUAAGAACACGGUUGCGUCAUAUUUGGGAAACUCUGCAUCCAUAGAAAUUGCAUUUUAAUUAACUAAUAAUACCAUGUAUCUCAGCAUUAACUUAUGAGAGGGAGGUUGUUAUUUGGGAGCUUUUAAAAUUUAUUUUUUAAGUGCUAUCCAAAAUGGCAAACGUAGCUUUGGUUCAUUCAGGCCAUCCCUGUACUGAAUUCCUCAUUGAGCUGUGUAUAGAGUGUAAAAAAUAUAUAAAGUGAAGAUACAGAGAUAGUCAGUGCAGGCAGCUAGAAAACAAUAUUGUUGAUACUUCCAAACUGGCGAGUAAUACCUCUCAAAGCCAAGACAAUUGCCAGUUGUCACCACACAAUACAUAAAUGCAUGCAUGCAAAGCUUAUUUUUACUCUAGGCAUUCUUUCAAAAUGCUGGUUGUUAAAAUUAUAACCCCAUAAGUCUCCCAUCAUGCUCAUCAAGUAUAUCUGGAUGGAUAUAUACAUACAUGUUAUGCAGCAGAAUGCUGAUUUCAGAACAGUUUUAGAGGUCUUUGGCAUGCGUUAUAAUCCCAUAUUCAAAGGCACCUUAAAAUCUUCUUUAGGUAUAGUAAAACUGCUUGGAAAUGUGUGGAAUUAAAAAAUAACAACACAACCCCACUGACUUUGUUUGUGUUAACAGGAUGAGAAAGUGCAAGGCUUCCUGUUAUGCAUGUGUGACAGCUGUAGAUAAGUGGGGAGGCCCAAACAGGAAAUCCGUCUUGCUUCUGCAGCAUGACUUGUCUGAAGCUCAGGAACCAUCUUAGAUUGAAGUAUCAAUGGCAUGAUGUGCUGCUGCUGAUCGAAACAUGGGAGACAUAGUGAAGAAGAACUUGGAGGAGGAAUCUCCGUUGCCUUUGGAAAAUGAGUGCUCCAGGAACAUGGGAGAGCUUGUGGAGGUCUCCAUCAGUGAAAGGGUUAAGUUUGAUGACACAGGCCUAUCCAUGGUGCUGCAGAACGGCUUGGAGAACCUCCGACUGGAAAACUCUCUCACAGACGUUACCCUGUGUGUGGGCAACAUGAAAUUCUCAUGCCACCGAGUGGUUCUAGCAGCGGCAAGCAAUUAUUUUAGGUAAGGGAGAUAUUUAAAAUUAAGUAUUUUCCCCCCUCUCCUCUCAUUUGGAUGUUCAAUUGCAACCAGAAAUAGUUAAGCAGGUAAGAUGGGAAAGGGACAUUUCGCGAGCACUUGAUUUGAAACCUACCCCAACAGUCUAUGAGCUUCCAAAAUGUCUAUAUUUGGUGGCAUGUCAGAAGAAGGGUGAUAAUUACAGCAUCCAGAAUAUUAACUGAGAAUGCUAGGUAUGUGGGAUAGAAAAAUUUUGAAUGUAGGAACAGACAUGCAAUCGAUUACAGUUCCCCCCGUUUUCCCUCUCCUUAACAAUCCCAACUAUGUUCAUAUAAUUGUAUUGGUAAUAAUAAAAUGAAAUAUUAAUUCAACAGCGGCCCAUUAAAAAGGGUUGUUCCACAGGCUCCUGGGUGUUUUAGGUAGUAGGUAUGUUAUCAUUAAUGCAGUUGAAUGUGUGGAAGCUGCAUGAUCCUUUCCCCAAAAAAUCUGUUUCCAUGAGGAGGGCAACAUAUGGCAAAAGCAAUCAAUGAGGGGAAAGGAGUGUGCUUCCUAUUUUUCUUGGAGUUCUAAAAUUAAGAAAGUAAUUUGAGAAAUGGGAAAAACACAUGGAAGGAAGACACUGAAAUCCAGCAGGGCCACCUUCUGUAGCGUAUGCUAGGAAAUGGUGUUCCUUCUGGAAACUGUGACAAAAUAUGCCAAAUGAAUAGUGAGAAACAAAAUACUCCACUAUCAUGUUACUAAUUACGCUGGAAAAUAAAAUAAAUUUUUUAAUCAAUCCCUGUCAGUGAGAAUUAUUGUGACAUGGGGAUAGAUUUUAUUAUAUAUUUUUUAAUGGUAAAAGAAACAUUAUUAACUUCUGAUGCCAAAAGUUACUCAGUCAGGUCAAGGUGUGACAUUUAUACUAGCUGGUAGAACAGAAGGGGGGUGAAUGUUUGGCGUAUUUAAUUCCAAAUGUAAUUGGGGCCAUUUUAGGCACUUAUUGCUGGCCUCCGUAUUUCUACUCAUCAUAAUGCAUUUUUUAAAGUAGCUAACGUAGGACUUUAUCCACUUUUAUCCACUUUAUCAAUUCACAGAAAACUAUCCCUUGCACAGUCACAGAAAACUAACAAAAUAAUUUUGACACAAGAUCUUGCCUUUUGGCAUAAGAGAAUGCUUCUGGUAUCUUGGAUAUGAGGUGUCUUACAACCAUAAUUCAAAUCUACUAGUCUCAUUUUAAUGUCUCAUUUUUGGUUACUGUUUGUGGGGAAGGGGUGAAGCGAUACUCAGAAAUAUUAAAUGACUAAGCUUGCAAUCCUGUGCAUGCUCGGGAGGAGUAUCAUUUAAUUCAGCAAGAGUUCCAAGUGAAUGUGGAUAGGCUCAGUCUGUAAAUUAAUCUUACAAUGGUGUAGCUAUCUAUACUGGUCUUCUGACAGGUGAAUAUUUGCCAUUCAGCUACUCAUAGUUAAUGAUUCCAUAAGAAUACAUAUUUACAUCAGAUAUUUCGAAAACCACAUAACGUUCUCCACCAGAUAAUUCCAUGGACCAUCCCAUGUGAUUGGCACAACAUUUUAUCUUUGGGGAGAGAGGACUUCUGAUGAUUUAUUAAGCCAAAAACAUGUACAUGUUGUUUUGAUGGAACGUGACAUUAAUAUGUCUCCACCAUGCUUAGAGCGAUCCCUCUUCUUGAGAACUAGGUACAAUAGCUUUGGUUCAGCUUUAUGCAGAAAAGGGGUUGCCUGUGUGAAGUUUACCUGGGCUCCUUUCUGACUGCUUAGCCUUGAAAAAGCCCAAAUGUUUCUAUCUUCAAAGAAGGGAAGCAAGAUUAAUAAUACCCUGCUUUAAACCAACAAGUUACACUGAAAAAAACAAUUCCAAUCAGACAAUUGACCAAGAGGUCCUUGAAACACACAAUUAUUCGAUACAGCAAUAUUUGAGUGUUAGAUGUGAGAAAACAAAUGUCAAGAGAGUGACAAUAACUCUAGGAUUAUGAAAUGCUAAAACACAGAUAUGUAUACCUAGUGUAGCAGAGCGAUUAAGAACAUACAUUAGAAACUGGGAGGUUUCCAGUUGAAAUCUCAGCUCAGCCUUGAACUUCACUGGGUAGCCCCAGACAAGCCACUGUUCCUCACCCUUAGCUCUUAUCUGUAUUAGGAGGAGGAAUAAUAAUAAUAAUAAUAAUAAUAAUAAUAAUAAUAAUAUCAUACAAAGUUAUUGUAAGGCUAUAUCAGGGCAAGAUGUGGUGGCUCAAUUAUUUCUUGAUGAGGCUGAUCAUUUAGCUCCUUUUCAAAUUGGCUUCCAUCUCAGAUUUGGGACAGACAUUCCCUUGUUCACUGUGAGAUAGACAAGGGAGUGUAUUCCCAUUGAUUUGUCCUCUCAGUGGUUUUCAAUACCAUUUACUCUGGUACCCUUCUGAACUAUCUGACUAUAUUGUGGUUCAAAUUCUCAUCUUUCUGAAAGACUUCCUAGGAGGACAUUCUGAGAAACAGCUGCUCAACCCUGAACAAUGGCUUAUGGCAGGCUUCCUCAAACUUGGCCCUCCAGAUGUUUUGAGACGACAGUUCCCACAUCCCUGACCACUGGUCCUGCUAGCUUGGGAUCACGGGAGUUGUAGGCCAAAAACAUCUGGAGGGCCAAGUUUGAGGAAGCCUGGCUUAUUGGGUACUGAAUGGGUUCAUCUGGUCCCUUGUGCUGUUUAACAUCCCCAUGAAACCACUGGAUGAUGCCCUCCAUAUAUUUCAGUUGAGGUGUCAUCAAUAUGCUGAAGAUACCCAGCUGCUCUGUCUUUCAUUUCCAUCUUUUGAUCCUAGGGAGGCUGUGGUGCUUGUACUUAUUUAUUUUAAAACAUUUAUUAGCCACUCAUCUCUCAGAGAUGGCUCAGCAACAUCUGGAGGCCCACAGGCUACCUGUCCCUCCUAUAACAUGCUCUAUAUGGGGCUGUCUCUGAAACUUCAUCAGAAACAAAAAACAGCUGCCAAGGUGUUAAUGGAGGCUCAAAGGAAAGAUAAUCUAUUCCAGCAUCAUGCCAUAUUUAUUGAUUACAAAUUUGUUCCUGGUGUCAAUUCAAAGUAUUGAUGUUUACAACCCCAAUGGCUUAGAAGGAGAACUGUGCCAUCCCAUGUGAAUUUUCCUCUGGUCAAUAUGUGAGACUCUGAUUUAUGUCUUCUUGCCAUAUGAAGUAUGACAGAUGAGCACUGAGAAGAGGUUCUUCUUUGUCCUGGCACCAGCAUGAGAUCCACACAGUUCCACCUCUGCUUGGCUUUUGGAAUAAAAACACAUUUAUUCCAUACUCAUUAGCUGAUUAGACACUGCAUUUUAUUUAUUUAUUUUAAUUUUUCAAAUCUGAAUUAUAAUAAGGCACUAUAGCCCAAUACAGUAUGUAUACAAACAAUAUAAAAAACUAAUUAAUAGCAUGUGUUAAAAACAAUCUUUUAAUAAUAACGUUCAGACUUACCAUAUAAGAUGUAUUUUAGUGUGUACUGAGCUUGCCAUAUGUUUUAUAGAUCAGUUUGGUGGUUUUAAAGGAUUGCUCUUAUGGUUUUGUAGUUAAAUUUUUUAUUAUUGCUCUGAUCUGAUAUAUAUUGUUAGCAACUUUCAAUAUUUUAAAAUAGAAAAAUAGCAUAAACAUACUUUAAAAUAAAUUACAUAUGAAGUGUUUGGGGGAGUAUUAGUAUGUUUGUUUCCAGAGUGUAUUUCAGAAUGACUGGUCUUCCAAGAAAUUACGUAUUUUCCCCUUCAGGGCAAUGUUUUGCAACGACUUGAAAGAAAAGUAUGAAGAAAAAAUAGUAAUUAAGGGAGUUGAUGCUGAAACAAUGCAGAUUCUUUUGGAUUACACUUACACAAGCAAAGUGCUGAUCACUAAGGAAAAUGUCCAGAAAGUCCUGGAAGCCGCUAGUCUUUUUCAGGUUAGUGAAGUAAAAUAUUUACAGCACAUAGAAACCAUACCAAAUUCACGUGAGUACUAGUUUUAGCUCAUUGUUUAGUGUGAAAAUGGCUAAUUGACAGCUGUUGGAUUAGUCUUCGGGCAACUUGAAUUUUACUAUGAAAAAUAUUUUGCUUUGGGAUUUCAUUGGCUGCUCUAUUUCAUGACUAGAUCUAAUGUUCAGCCUAAGUUCACAAGCAAGGCAUGCUGUGUGAAUCAAAACGUGCUUACUCAGAAGUAAGUUCAAGAUCAAUUCCGAAUUAAGUGUGCAAAGUACUGCACCCUUAAACUGGUUUUUGCUGUUUAAGGGCUGGCUCUGCCUGCCUGCCUUACCCAGCUCCUUCUUCUUCUUCUUUGGCGAUCACUCGUAGCCGAGUAAGAUUGUCUUCCAUAAACACGGUUUUAACAGUGAGUCUGUAAGUGACCGUGGAGGCCAAUUCUGGAUCCACAGGUCCUUCCACAAUGGGGACAUUGGUUUCCGGGCAGGAGUUGAUCAUGGUGAGGGUUUGCCAAGCGUGCCUUUCCCUUAGCACGUUUCUCCCUUUCGUCCUGAGUUUGAGCAUCUUCAGAGCCCAUGACACCUUUGGUAAAAGCUGUUCUCCAGUUGGAUUAUCGUCUUCCAAAGCAACUACUCUAUUCAGAACUUAAUAAUGGAAAGCGUACCCAGCUCCACCCCCCACCCCCAAAGUUGUCAGGAAGGCUGCCUGCUUGCCUAUGACAGGACAGACUGGAGUGCUGUCCUUGUGUCCAUCCCUGGUUCUGCUACUUUGAUAAUGCUGCUCCUACCCUUAACUGACCAUGAUGGCUGUGUUCUGAGUCCACAGUGAGAGGCAGCAGAAACCAUAAUGGACCAAUUUGCUCAUCCCUACACCUACCCCACUUUAAUGAGACUGGCAUAAUGAGGACUACCUAAAAUAUCUCAAAGUAGCAAGCAAGCUUUUUAAUUUUUCAGCUUGAUCACAACAAUAAUAAAAAGUGCUGAAGCAUGUGAAUUAUUUUUAAAUGGACCAGCAUUCCUUCCAGUUUUUGUACCAUUAACUUGUAAUUCCAGCCCUGCCUGGCUCCACUCCAUGUGCGGCAGAUAAAGCUGGCUGUAAAUAUGAUACAAAGGGGAAGUUUAUCAAAUGGAAUAAGUACAUCUAAUUUUGAUUUGAGAGCUUCGUUUCUUUAAAUGUUUGCCCACAUGUAUCUUUAAAAAACAGGAACAAGUGGUUUAUAGGCCAGGUCUGUUAUGAUAAGUAGCCUAAAUGUGUCAACAGGACAUGGCUCUCAGCACAAAACUGCUGUAAACACUUCUUUAAAAUACACCAUCACCAUUAAAAAUGGUGUUUCAGAUUUUUCACUUCCCUCUUUUCCUUUUAACUACUUUUUUUUUUUUUUAAAGUCAUGCACUACUUUGUACUCCAUCAACUCUAAGGUUAGGUGCAUAUUAUUUAAAAAAUUAUGGAGAAAACUGCUGAACUAUUGAUAUCUGGAAGCACCCUGAGUGCUCAGCCUUUCCUUGAGAUUUUAGCUGGGAUUUUGGUAUGUAUAGUGUUACAUGCCACUCCCAAUCUCUGGGCAGUGCAAGAUUCGAGGGAGUUCCAGGUGUACUAUCCAGGGCCCAUGUUUCCUUUGUUAUCCAGGGUUAACCAAAGGCAGCAUUCUUUCCUGAGUAACAAUGAAAACAAAUUCACAGUAAACUGAAGUCUGAGAUGGGUGCAAUUAGAACUAGUAAUCUCUCAAACUCAUUCCCACCCAGUCAAUCUGAUCUGCCCUUCACCCUCUUUCAACAUUUGAUCCAGACCAUGUGCAUGGUAUGUUGAUGCGUAAACCUCUUACACCACCACCACCAUUUUAUGUGUAUGCUGCCUUUCCAUAGUUAAAACCAUGCUCAAGGCAGAUUACAACAUAAAAAUAUUUACUUAAAUUACAAACAUAAAGGUAAAGGGACCCCGACCGUUAGGUCCAGUUGCGGACAACCCUGGGAUUGCGGUGCUCAUCUUGCUUUACUGGCCAAGGGAGCCGGCGUACAGCUUCCAGGUCAUGUGGCUAGCAUGACUAAGCCACUUCUGACGAAACAGAGCAGCACACAGAAAUGCCAUUUACCUUCCCGCUGGAGCGGUACCUAUUUAUCUACUUGCACUUUGAUGUGCUUUUGAACGGCUAGGUUGGCAGGAGCUGGGACCAAGCAACGGGAGCUCCCCCCGUUGCGGGGAUUCGAACCGCCAACCUUCCAAUCGGCAAGCCCUAGGCUCAGUGGUUUAGACCACAGCCAACAAUUUAUAAGCACAUCAAAAAGUACACAACCAAACGGAACAAUCUGCAUAUAAAUCAUAAGAUCUAAAAAUAAAGAUACAAAAAAUAACACCAAUAACAGUAACAAAACUCCCUAAACAAUAUGGCCAGGUAGAAAAAGGCCAGCAAUGCAGGGAGCAAGUCUUCCAGGACUCACAGUCAAGAUGGUGUCUGGACACUUCAGGAGCUCACCUUUUGUACAGGCUCUUACACUCUCCAAAUGUUUGUGCAAAUAGGCCCUGUGAAAUCAGUUUUGCCUACCUGACACUGUUUAUCUUCUCACUCAUCACAGAAUUCCUUUCUCCCCUGGAAUCCCCACUUACCACAUCCCAGCAUUUUGAAGGUUUAUUAUACAGAUGAGCAGCAUCAAGCUCAAUGAAGCAUAAGAAGCCCCUUGCUGGGUUAGACCAAAGGCCCAUCUAGUCCAGCUUCCUGUUCCCACAGUGACCAAUCAGAUGCCUGUGGGGAGACUGCAAGCUGAGUGCAACAGCACUCUCCCCGCUUUUGGUUCCCAGAAACUGGCAUUCAGAGGCAAAUUGCCUUCACCAGCAAUGCAUACUAAACAUGGCAUUUGCACAUUUUACAUCAGGGACAUUGCUUCCUCACAUUCUUAAGAUUUGUUAAGAGCAGUAAUAUAAACGAACAAGCACAGGAGGGCAUGUCUGCAUAGUAACUUAAUGUGCUUCCUUUUCUGCUUGUAGUUUUUGCGAAUGGUAGAAGCUUGCUCCAAUUUUCUCAAUGAAGCUCUUCAUCCAGAAAACUGUGUUGGGAUUCUGAGACUGGCUGAUGCUCAUUCACUUGAUAAACUGAAGCAGCAGGUCAAGGGGUAUAUUAUCCAGAAUUUUUCCCAAGUACUGAAUUACGACGAGUUCUUAGAACUGCCUGUGGAUGUCCUAUAUAGUAUGCUCAAGAGUGAUGAACUCUGUGUCACUGACGAAGCUCAGGUGUUUGAAAUGGUUAUAAACUGGGUGCAUUACAAAAUAGCAGAAAGACUUCCUCUCCUUCCUUACAUCCUUGAGGGUGUCAGACUACCCCUUCUGGACCCUUGGUAUUUUGUAGAGACUGUAGAAGCUGAGCCACUGAUCCGACAGUGCCCUGAUGUCUUUCCUCUGCUUCAAGAAGCCAGAAUGUACCAUCUAUCAGGGAACGAGGUGAGUUAAAUGUUGAUUGUAUUAAGAAAAAGUUCAGACUAGUGAUUCAAUGAGCUGCUUGAACUAUCUAUAGGUACUCUGCAGUGAGCUUUCUGUGGUGUUCCUGCUUGUGGCAGUGUCAUCCUGCCUUUUGGAAAUGCUAACUUCCUAACAUCCAUCUCUAUGGUAACAUUUUCAAGAAGAUAGCCAUGUUAAUCUCUUCCAGAAAAGACAACAUAUAGUUUUGUGGCACCAUAAAGACUAACAGAUAUACAGUACAGUGAUUCAGUUACUUACAUCUUUUGCCCCCGUAAUCAUGAACAUACAUACACUGUUCUUACACACAGAGCCAGUGUGGUGUAGUGGUUAAGAGCAGUGGACUCGUAAUCUGGUGAACCAGGUUCGCGUUUCCGCUCCUCCACAUGCAGCUGCUGGGUGACCUUGGGCUAGUCACACUUCUCUGAAGUCUGUCCGCCUCACUCACCUCACAGAGUGUUUGUUGUGGGGGAGGAAGGGGAAAGGAGAUUGUCAGCCGCUUUGAGACUCCUUAGGGUAGUGAUAAAGCGGGAUAUCAAAUCCAAACUCUUCUUCUUCUUCUUCUUUCUGCCUCUGGUGAAGUCCACGAAAGCUUUUGCCCUAAUAAAUAAUACUUUGAGGUGGUGCUACAAGAUUCCCCCACCUGUGACUAUUUUUCAGGUAUGAGUGUCAAUGUAUGGGAGUUGGACAGCUGCCAUACUUUCCCUUUGAACACCUUAUCAGUAUAUAUUUGGAAAGAGGAAGAAGCCUAAAGUUUGUAAUGCAGAUUCACAAGCUAUUGUUGUGGAAAGUUAAGUUCAGGAUGCUUUAUGGUGGGAGUUGGACUGUAUAUAUUGAAUAUUCUUUAAAGAAAGAAAGAAGUCUGCAUAAAAAGAAAGAGAAAUUCACACCCCUUUGUACUUAUAUAGUACUCUAUAAGUAAAUAAGUAAAUAAAAAAUUACUAAUUUUAUAUUACGCUGAUACAGUACUGAUAAUUUUAUUGAUCUAGUAUUAGUAACAACUUAUACUAGGAGUGGUGAACCUGUGGCCUUUCAGAUGUUGUUCUGACUACAAUCUCCAUCAUCCUUGACCAUUGGCCACAUUUGUUGAUGGGAGCUGAAGUCCAACAACUUCUGGAGGGCCACAGGUUUCUGACCUCAGUCACCAGUUCAGGUCUUCUACGGCCUCAUAAGCAAAGAAGAAAUAGAAUUGGGUGGCAUCAGCAUAUCAAUGGUAUUUCACAGCACAUAUUUGAAUAACUUCCCUCCAGUGGUAUCACAUAGAAGUUAUAAAGCAGGGAGGACAGGAUGAGGAGACCUAUGGAACACCAUUGCCACCCUGGGCUCCUUUGGGAGGAAGGUUGGGAUACAAAUUGCAUAGGUAGAGCAAGGCGAGAUGCAGAGCAAUAGUUUCCCAGCAUAACUUUCAGAAAAAGAUCUUCCACUAGAGCCAUCAAAAUGGUGGUUAUCCAACUUCCAUCUGUCAGUAUGAAUGCCAUCGAGAGGUCCAGGAGAAUUAACAGGGUUUUACUUCCCCUGUUAUUCCCUCAGCACAAGGUGGAGCAAUCAAGGCCAUUUCAGUGGCAAUUCAGACCUGAUUCCAGAAUGAAAUGGGUCUAAUUCAGGAGCAGCCCUCUAGACUUUGAUGGACUUCAGCUCCAGCCUACAUGGCCAAUUGUCAGGGUUGGUGAGUGCUGGAGAGUCACAUUUUCUCCAUCCCUGGUAUAAAUAGUCAGUGUUAUCCAAGAAUAUUGAAGCUAUAUGGGCACAAUUUGCUCAAUCGUUAGGGGAAAAGGUGGAGGGUUUUUUUUAUGUUAGACUAUUUAUUUCAUGAAUUUCAUAGAGUUAGGCAUGUGUGUCUUAUGAAGAAUAUUUUUAAAUAGGUAACAACCAUGCAUUAAAUGCAUGCAAACAACUCUUAAAAUCAUGCCUUCUAGAUCUUUUGGAAUAAUCUGUGAAACGUUUAUUACAAUAUAUUGUAUACACUAGUACACUGAUCGGAAUGAGUUUUGUAACUUGCAGUUAUAUGCGUUUUAUUGUAUGCUGUUUUUCUAAUCCAAAUUUUUUUAAAAAAAAUGAGCACAGCUUGCAUUCAGAAGGUGGGUAGACACUCUUGAAGGUGUCUGGAGCUUGGCAUGUUCCUAGGGGAAUUAUUUACUGGGAGUGAAGGGGGGCUUUUGUUAAAAUGUUAAAAGAUAAAGAUCUCUCUAGCUCCUUGCUUUCAUUUAGAUCAUUUCUGAAAGAACAAAGCCGAGAAUGCACGAAUUCCAGUCAGAGGUCUUCAUGAUCAUAGGUGGCUGCACAAAGGAUGAAAAGUUUGUAGCUGAAGUCACCUGCCUUGAUCCUUUGAGGCGCAGUCGUUUGGAAGUGGCAAAACUGCCCAACACGGAACAAGAAGCCGAGUGUGAGAAUAAAAAAUGGGUGGAGUUUGCUUGUGCCACAUUAAAAAAUGAAGUCUACAUAUCGGGUAAGGAAGAUCAUAAUGCCCAUGGAAAUAAAUGAGGGAGGAAAAAUAGUUACAGCACGAGACUCUUAAUCUUAGGGUCCUGGGUUUUAGCUCCACAUGGGACAAAAGAUUCCUGCAUUGCAGGAGGUUGGACUAGAUAAUCCUUGUGAUCCCUUCCAACUUUACAAUUCUAUGAUUCUAUGACCUGAGACUAUUAAACAUUAGGUUUAAGUAACAAUGUUCAUAGUUCUUUCAGGAGUCGGACUGUUGCCAAACUAUAAAUUUGUGGUCAAAUUGCAGUUAUCCUACAAUGCUUUUGUUGUGGAAGUUUUACCCUCAUUUUUUAAAAAAAGAAUUGAGCUGGCUCUUGGAGAAUAUUGCUAUAUGUAUUUAGAAAUCAAAAAUCUAGGAACCAAUUCUGGAAGUUUGGUUCUAAUUUGGUAUCUUACAUUCAUCACAGGAGGGAAAGAAACGCAACAUGAAGUUUGGAAAUAUAAUUCAUCCAUCAACAAAUGGAUCCAAAUUGAAUAUUUGAACGUUGGAAGAUGGAGACACAAAAUGGCCGUAUUGGGUGGCAAGGUGUAUGUCAUUGGUGGUUACGACGGUAUACAAAGAAUCAACAGUGUGGAGACAUAUGAUUCUUUUCACAACUGUUGGUCAGAGGUAAAGUACAGAUGUGCUUUUGGUAUUGAUGAAACAGGAAACAGACUAAAAUAACGACUUUCUACUCUCAGAUGUUGGUUAAUAGACAAAUGGUGUUUUCACACCAAAAAUGUGUGGGUUUUUUUGUUUUUGUUUUUUGCAUUUCCUGCAUCUAUAAUGCAAAUGUAAGAUUAUCUAGAAGAUAAAUUUAGAAUGGCGUUUUCUUUUUACCCAAUCAACCACCAUACAUGGAUGUACAUUAUGCAAAACAAAGGUGGCAAUUCUAGACAUUUACCUGGAAGUAAGUUCCUUUGAAUGCCAUGGGCAUCUUAAUUGUGUCAGUCGUACACUCGUCGUCACUUGCCCCCAACUCAUUUCUCUCCUCUUUAUUUUUUUAAAAAAAGAGAAUUAAUAUACAUAAGCAUGAAGUCCUGAUGAAUCUUCAGCACAUUCCUCAGUUCUGUUGUUUUGCAUUAUUAUAGGCAGCUCCUCUCAUGGUCAAUGUCAGUUCAUUUGGGGCCGCCAGUUACAAGAAGAAGCUCUAUGUGAUUGGAGGAGGACCCAAUGGGAAGCUGGCCACGGACAAAACACAAUGUUAUGACCCAGCAACAAACAACUGGAGCUUAAAAUCACCUAUGCCUGUUGAGGCAAAAUGUGUCAAUGCCACCAGUUUCCACGACCACAUCUAUGUUGUGGGUAGGUACAGCUGGAACACUUUUUCUAGAAUUCCAGUUGAAGGACAAGAAGGCAAUGCAGUCAAACUCUGGUCCCUCUGCAUUGUGAAUCACCACUUGGCGGAAUGGGGAUAGUUUUGAAUUCCAUGUUGAAAUAUUUUUUAAUGGGUUGUGCAUGCACACAGAGAAGUGUAAAUUGUGGGAUGGGUUUUAAUAGUUUUGGCUGAUUGGUUGGCAUCCAUCUGUCUCGGGAGACAAUGGAAGAAUGCACCUUUGGUGGCGAAGUCAAACGGUUGGAGAGUUACAGCACUGGUAGGAGAGGGUAUAUUAACUGUGAUUUAUCCCUCUGGGUGCCCACAUGUGUGGGUUGAAAGCAUAGGAAUUAGGCUAUAAAAUCUUGUUUGACCAAGUCCAAAAGUAAACUGGCUUCCCCUUUCUACCCACUUGACAAAGAAUCAGGCAACAAAUGGGGAAGUCAGUUUAAAAAUAAGAUUUACUUUCUUUAUAAUUGUGCAUUGUUUCACAGCUACAGUAGCAGUAAAAAACCUAUGCAGGCAAAAUACUUCUAUUCAUAUGAUUCCAUUUCAUGUCUCCUUUGCAGAGUCUCCCCAGUGCGAGGAGACAGCUUCCAGUUCAACGGAAUGCUGAAAUGCAAUGCAAGAUCCCCAGUGCCCUUUUGAAGUUUCAUACUGAUAUGCUGUGCUAUGGCGUGGUGGUGGUCACAGUUCCCAUUGAUGAGAACAACCAGCCUGGUGGCUUUCAGAUGUCUUGGGCUACAAUUCCCACCAGCCUCAGUGAGCAUAGGCUUCUGGAAAAUGUAGUCCAAAACAACUGGAAGGCACCCGGUUGAUGAAGGCUAGUUGAUGAAGUAAAGUCUUUGGCUGGCUGUCUUUUCGAAAUAUAGUGGUACUCAGGUUACAGACGCUUCAGGUUACAGACACUUCAGGUUACAGACUCUGCUAACCCAGAAAUAUUACCUCAGGUUAAGAACUUUGCUUCAGGAUGAGGACAGAAAUUGCGCGGUGGCAGCGGGUGCCCCCAUUAGCUAAAGUGGUACCUCAGAUUAAGAACAGUUUCAGGUUAAGAACGGACCUCUGGAACGAAUUAAGUUCUUAACCCAGGGUACCACUGUAAGUGUCCUGUCCUCUCAUUGUCUUGUGGGUUGAGGAAACCUGACACUUAACAUUUUGGGCUGAAGCCUAGAAUGUAUUUAAAAAGAAACAAAUUUCCCCAGAAGGAAUCCUUUGCUCUCUUCCCACUUCAGGUGGAGCUAUGAGGGCAGUCUAUUCUUACAGCCCACUCACAGACACCUGGUGCCUGGCGACCCAGUUAAGCCACGAACGAGCAAGUUGUGGGAUUGCUCCUUGCAACAACAAGCUGUUCAUCACUGGAGGACGAGACGAGAAGAACGACGUCAUUGCCACUGUGCUGUGUUGGGAUGCUGAGACCCAGAAACUGACGGAAGAAUGUGUCCUCCCCCGCGGAGUCUCCCAUCACGGAAGUGUCACUCUCCGGAAGUCCUAUACAUACAUCCGCAAGGUAGUGCCUGGAGCAGUCUCAGUCUGACAUUGCAGGGAUACUCGGGAGAAGGAAAGAAGAAGUUGUCAUGAAAUACCUCAUUCCCCCAGGUUUUUAUAUAGGAUGAUCAGGAUGAAACCACUAGGCUGUCACAGUCUUUUCAAGAAACAUGUAUUUUUGCUCAGUUUCCUGCUGUAUAGCAUGUGCCUUAAAUUAACAUCAUAUCCAGAAGGACCGGGCUAUUUGUGGACUUGUAAGCCAAUGAGACAUUCAACGAUAUGAGAUCCCCCUAUAAUUAGCAAUGCUGAGCUCUGUGAGUUGCAAUUAUUAUUAUUAUUAAUAUUUUUGUAAGGUGCCACUUUGGAUAUUACUAUUUUAUUUUUUUAAAAAAAAUCUGAUUACUUGUAUCGAAAGAUGGGAUAGAAAUGUUUUAAAUAAAUAAAGUAAAUACUCUG